Papaver somniferum (opium poppy) is the source of this 519-nucleotide messenger RNA. RefSeq lists its product as uncharacterized. The transcript has a single exon. The coding region runs from base 1 to 519 and encodes 172 amino acids. Lineage: Eukaryota; Viridiplantae; Streptophyta; Magnoliopsida; Ranunculales; Papaveraceae. The record is from RefSeq and is a predicted model, not a curated record.
AUGCUUCCAUGGACACCUAAGUUUGAUCCUGAAUCGGAAAAAAACUCAAGGGCAACAGUUUGGGUGCGUUUUCCAUAUCUUCACUUUGAAUAUUGGGAGGAGGAAAUAUUAUUUCGAAUAGCUCGUGGCCUUGGCAAGCCUGUGGCUGUUGAUCCGAGAACAUUAAAAGUAGAAUAUGGUUAUUUUUCUGCGAUACUUGUGAAUAUAGAUUUUUCAAAACCUUUGCCUAAGCUUGUCAUUGAUGAUGAAGAUUGUCCGGAGGGUUUUCAUCUUGAUUAUGAUUUUUUGAAUAAGCCAGAAUUUUGUGAUCAUUGUAAAUCAGUUGGUCACACUUUAUCCCAAUGCAGACCGGCUAAGUAUAAAGAUUUGGAGAAGUUGCAUGAUGCUGAGGAGGAUGCUUUGAAACGUGCGGCUCUCAAGGCUGAAAUGGAUGAACUGAAGGAUUAUUGGAAGAAGGAAAAAUAUGUUAAGCCAAAAGAUAAGCCUCCACCGCCGGCAUACACUAGAGGAGGAGGAUAA